This is a messenger RNA of Clarias gariepinus (North African catfish), 2501 nucleotides long. RefSeq names its product sestrin 4 (gene sesn4). Gene Ontology annotation, biological process: negative regulation of TORC1 signaling; cellular response to leucine starvation; regulation of response to reactive oxygen species. Gene Ontology annotation, molecular function: oxidoreductase activity, acting on peroxide as acceptor; L-leucine binding. Lineage: Eukaryota; Metazoa; Chordata; Actinopteri; Siluriformes; Clariidae. The record is from RefSeq and is a predicted model, not a curated record. Gene Ontology annotation, cellular component: nucleus. The transcript is spliced from 9 exons. Bases 109 to 1419 code for a protein of 436 amino acids.
UGUCCGGACUUGUAACUACAUUUCAGAGCAGCUUGGCUUUUGUUCGCGAGUUACUUUAGGCUCAGGAAAGACGGAGGCAGCUGUAUUCAUGCACUUACACUGAGGAAAAUGAUCAUCUGUGAUGUGCAAAAUAUGGAUUAUCGCUUUGGAACUCAGUGCCAGCGUGUCCGGACUCAGGUGGUGAAGGUAAGCUCUGAUAAGGACGGUUCCUCUUCAUUGUGCAUGAAGGCUCUGGCCAGCAGGGGGCGCCUGGACACAGUAUCACAGCAAAUGGCCUCCCAUCCACAGUAUUUAGAGAGCUUCCUGCGCACGCAGCACUACAUCCUUAACAUGGACGGGCCUCUGCCCCAUCACUACCGCCACUACAUAGCCAUCAUGGCUGCAGCACGGCAUCACUGCAGCUACCUUGUCUCUCUGCACUCUGUUUUGUUCCUGCGGGUGGGGGGAGACCCGGUGUGGCUGCAAGGGCUCGAGUCUGCACCACCUCGUCUCCAGCAGCUCGACCACAUAAACAAAGUGCUCGCUCACCAGCCCUGGCUCAUCGCUCGCUCUCACAUUCAGGCUUUGCUGAAGUCCGGCGAGCAGUGCUGGUCUCUGGCUGAGCUGGUCCAGGCUGUAGUUCUGCUGGCUCAUUGCCACGCGCUCUGCAGCUUCGUGUUCGGCUCCGAGCAGGACACGCAAACGGGCCCCAGAGCACCGCACGGAACGCCCCCAGGCUACUGCCUCUGCGAUGCUGCCAAUGGCAACGCCACCUUCCCACCUCGCAGGAGGUCUCUCGACUCGAGUUGUGACCUGGCGUGCCUAAGGGACGGAAUCCACAAGUCACAAGAGGAGAAGGAGCGAAAAGGACACCCGGUCCUUCAGUCGUAUGCCCUCCUGCACAUAGACAUGGAUGAGGAUGAGGAAGAAGAGAUGAUGUGUUCGACAGAUCCCUCCCGCUUUGUCAAGGACCCUGAUUUCGGCUACCAGGAAUUCGCCCGGCAGGAGGAAGACCACUUCCAAGUACUGCGGGUGCAGGACUACUCGUGGGAAGACCACGGUUUCUCCUUGGUAAACCGUCUCUACUCGGACAUUGGGCACUUAUUAGAUGAGCGGUUCCGCAGCGUGGCCUCAUUACCGUCCCCGCGCAACCCGGACCUUAAGAGAGCCAUCUGGAACUACAUCCAUUGCAGCUAUGGAAUUAGGUACGAUGAUUAUGAUUAUGGGGAAGUGAACCAGCUGCUGGAACGUGGACUGAAGCUUUAUAUUAAGGCUGUGGCCUGCUAUCCUGACUCCACUAAGAAUCUUUUGUGCCCUCUGCCUAUGGUUUCUCUCAAGCCCUCAGAAAAGGUACACAUGAAUCUGCUGGUGAUGGAGGCACGGCUGCAGGCUGAGCUGCUCUACGCACUCCGAGCAAUCACACAGUACAUGAUCGCCUAAGACACCUAGGCACAUGCGGAGGGAGAGGAGGGGGGAGGGGGGUGGGUGACGGGGUGGGGGAGUUGCACAGUCACUUAUGGUACAAAAAAAAAAAAACCUGACGAGGGACAACGGGGAAAGGAAAUGGGUGAUAAAGAAAGGUGGAGAGGACUUGUGAAGAGCAAUAUUUCUUCUCCAUAUCUUGUUUUUUUUCCUUAAACAAAAGGUACUGCUGUGAAGUGUCUUCGAGGUGAUCCUUGAAGACAGAAACAAUCUUUCUUUCUUUGUCUCACUUUUUUUUUGCAUGUUGUUCCCUUCAUUACUUUCUAUGUACAUGUGUGUGUGUUUUCUACUCUUCAGUUUGAAUAUCUUUUUUUUCUAGAUUGUUUAUGUGCAAUUACCUUAUUCUGUUAUUUGUGUUGAGAUUGUUUUUAAUUGUUUUGUUGCUUUGCCUGUUGCUCCUCUGUUGACCGAGGAAAGGAGAAAGAACCUGUCAGUUUCAAUUCUAGAGUAUUGAACGGUGCAACAAGAAAAAAAAAAAGAAAAAAAAGGCAGAUGACUCAACUUCUCCUAAAAUCAAAGGCAGUGUUUACUGAAGCUGAGACGAACAGACGAAUGUUGAAGUUCAACAUUUUUUCUUUUUUGAAUCUUUCAUUUAAGUUUAAGCUUAGAACAAAACACCAGAUGAUAUAGGAAAAAAAAAGGUUUCAUGGCUAUAACUUUGUUUUAAUGGCACUUUUAAGAUUUGAGUAAAUGUACUUGGGCACAAACAUUUACAACAUUUGACUGAUUAAUGAAAAUAGGUCGUGCUUCAGUUGACUCGGGUUAAAAUGCCAGUUGUGCUGCUGGUUUCUCCGGUGUCGGUUUGAAGGGUGCAGAUAACAGACACACGUUUGUGGUUUAGAAGAAUCUAGCAGCACUUUUAAACCAAUUGCCGUAAUUGUUUUAGGAAUUUUACUGCAUAACUGAGCUCAUGUUGUAGCCUACACUCCACCCAAAAUUAAAUUUUUAAUGUUGGUUCUCUAGUCAAAUGAAGGACAACUUUCUUUCUUUUUUUUUCCCCUCCUCUCUCGUUGAUUUAUUAGCAUAAAAUAUUUCGGUGA